Anarrhichthys ocellatus (wolf-eel) is the source of this 3638-nucleotide messenger RNA. Its product is annotated as solute carrier family 22 member 6. Gene Ontology annotation, biological process: transmembrane transport. The transcript is spliced from 10 exons. Gene Ontology annotation, cellular component: membrane. Gene Ontology annotation, molecular function: transmembrane transporter activity. Lineage: Eukaryota; Metazoa; Chordata; Actinopteri; Perciformes; Anarhichadidae. The coding region runs from base 411 to 2171 and encodes 586 amino acids. The record is from RefSeq and is a predicted model, not a curated record.
AGAUGCAUCACUCCAUACGCGCGCCCAGCUGCCAUUAAUGUCUGUGGGGUUCUACAGAUGUUGCACCGUGUGGAAAACAGCAGGAGCAUCAAAACAACACCGGACAUGUAGCCUAAGGCAUUCAUGUGAUGUUUUUCCCUUUCUAAUAUCAUAAUAACAUCAUAAUAACAUCAAACGAGGACAGAAUUUUGCAUAGUUCUUCAUGCAUCAAGCUGAUGCAGUUAUUUGACCGGUUUCCACAUUUUGUUGGGAAUCAUCUGAUAAGAAAAGUGAUGGACCUUUUGCACUUAAAUCGACCUGUGCGCGUGAAACCAGAUGCAGCUGCUUGCAUUAAGGUGGGAAGUGUCGACGGGGAGUUGAUGUCUGUUCAUGUUUCUUUCGGGUCAUGUGGAGGCUGCUAAAGAUGGGUCAUGCACAUGGGAAUUGAUUUUCCUGCCGAACAACAGUCCGCCCCUCUGAUUUACUGCCUGCUGGGUGUUUACAUUCAGCCUGCCGCCUCCACUGGAACGGAGCCAAUCUCCGAAAUUGACCAAUAUUUCCCCAAAAUGAAUUUCGACCAGAUUCUCUCUGCCAUCGGAGGCUUCGGCAAGUUUCAGAAAAUUUUGUACAUAUGGAUUUGUUUACCCCAGAUCCUCCUCGCCUUCCAUAUGAUGGUGAGCAUCUUCACCGGAUCGACGCCGACCUACCACUGCCGGGAGAGCUCCGUCUCAGUUGGCGGGAAUCAGUCCUCUCUCCCCGGCACACUCAGCCUGAACUUCAGCCUCUCGGAUUCCUCCUGCUUCUCUUCUGACGGUCAACUGGAGGGGAACCGGACUGAGCGCGUGCCAUGUGGCCACGGAUGGGUGUACAGCGAGGAGACCUUCCAGAGCACAACAGUCACCGAGUGGGACCUGGUGUGUGACAAAGCUGGACUGAACAGUCUCGGUUCGUCUGUCUACAUGCUCGGCCUGUUGGUGGGAUCGGUGCUGUUUGGGGCCAUGGCCGACAAGUAUGGCCGACGCUUCGUCCUGCUGCUGUGCAUCGCUCUUCAGACUGUGUUUGGAGUCGCUGUGGCCUUCGCACCCAACUUCCCCGUCUAUGUGAUCCUUCGCUUUUUAGUUGGCACCACGAUAUCUGGAGUCAUCAUCAAUGCCUUUGUACUUGGCAUCGAGUGGACAUGCACCAAGAGGCGCCUGCUCGCCGGUAUCCUCACCGACUACGCGUUUGGUCUGGGCUACAUGCUGCUUGCAGGCGUAGCAUACUUGAUACGAGAUUGGAGAAAGUUGCAGUUAGCCAUAUCAGCCCCAGGAUUCCUGCUCAUCUUCUAUAUAUGGGUGCUUCCUCAGUCUGCCAGAUGGUUGUUGGCCAACGACAGGACAGAGGAAGCCAUCGCACUCCUCCGCAAGGCAGCACUCGUUAACGGCCGCGUCUUACCUCCUGCUGUACAGGUUGAAAAAUGUCAGAUUUUAGGUGGAAGGAAACAAAGUUAUUCAGCAGUGGAUCUCGUACGAACACCUCAGAUGAGAAAGAGGGCUCUCAUCUUGUUCUACAUCUGGUUUGUGAAUGUGCUGGUGUAUUACGGCCUCUCUCUGGGCGUGUCCAGAUUAGGGACGAACCUCUACCUGACCCAGUUUGUGUUCGGGUUGGUUGAGGUCCCGGCUCGUUCUCUCGUCCUGCUUGUCUUGCCCUGCAGUCGCCGACUCUCCCAAAGCGGAUUUCUAGCUGUCGGAGGGCUCGCCUGUCUGCUGAUGCUCGUUGUCCCUGCAGAUCAUCCCAAUGUCCUGACUGGUCUUGCUAUGGUUGGGAAGUUUGGUAUAACAGCUUCCUUUGCUGUGAUCUACGUGUACACCGCUGAGAUAUUCCCCACUGUGCUCCGGCAAACAGGAAUAGGUGUAUCCUGUAUGUUUGCGAGGGUGGGCGGUGUGUUGGCUCCCGUUAUAAACCUACUUCAUGACCACAGCCCCUCCACUCCUCUGGUCAUCUUCGGGGCCUUCCCGCUGCUGGGUGCUGUCCUGGCCCUGGCACUGCCCGAAACUGCUGACAGACCUCUUCCUGACACAGUGGAGGAGGCUGAGAACUGGGACACGAGGUCGCCUCUCAACAAGGAGAACCCUGAGAUGUCUGAGGAUAUGAGCCAAUCAGCAAGCAGCACGGAGGAGCAAGCGCUGCGACAUCUCGCAAGCCAGGCCUAACUGUGUGAAAAGGGCUGCACACACUAAACAUAGUUACCAGAUAUAGUUCUUAAAGGUGCUACAGUCAGAGCAUUAAUAUCACAGCAAACAACCAUUACCCAUGUAAAAAUGUAGUGGAGUAAUAUCUACCUGAGCCCUCUGUGUGUUAUAAUCAGAGCUUUAUCCUACUUUGUUGACAUAGCCGGGCCGGCUGUGCAUGCUUUCAGUGCAAGUUCGUGCAUGUGAGCGUGCCCCACUGGUUAGUUCAUGGAACUAGAAACUGUCAGCUUUGUCAGCACUUGCGCAUUUGUUUGCACCGUUAACUGCGAGGCGCCGACUCAGCCGUCGCCAUGUUGAGAGAAAUGCUCCCUAUCUCCUAUACAGCACCUUUAAAGGGACAGUUCCUCCCACUGUAGUACAUGUUGAGCAGCUAUGAUUAGGACUUCAUAUAUGUUAGGGCUGAAGGACUCAUUACAUUUCUACAUUUAAUAAAAGCACUAAAAGCAAUACUAGUUUUGUUUAAAAGUGUGCCAUAUCUGUGGACUGUUUGAUGUAUCUUAAUGCUGUAUUGAACAAGCCACGCACAAGUUAACUCUAUGGUGGCUAAUGUAGCCUUUUGUUAGAAUAAUGUAGCUCAUUUGUAGUUUUGUAUGGAUAUUAUGGGAUGCAACUGAUCAGCAUGUGAAGAAAUAUUUGAUUCCAGCAUCGUUUCUAGAAGUCUGUCCCCUUUUAAUAUAUUGAAUUAUACUCGGAUGUAAAAUGACUAACUGAUGACUUGGAUCUGUGAAAUACUUUUUACUUUUAUGUUAAAUGAUAAAGGACUUUUAUUGUAAAUAUAAACUUGUGAUACAUAAAAAAAAACCAGGCAUGGAUCAGAAGCACAUCAUGUAACAUGCAAUGUAACUCAGGCAAAAGGAACUUUAUUCUUUAAAAUCUAUUAUUCAUAUAGUGAAGUUAUUUGAGAGCAGUGUGCUCUGAAUGUAUAAAAUCAUAAAAACAUGUUUUUCAACUGCAUGAAGCUAAACAGCAUACCUCGCUGUUACACAACCGCAUUUCAGUACGUUAGAUGAACAAGAAUCACAAGAUGUCACUGGAACCAGCAGACAGAAAACUUUCCUUUUUCAUUUUUAUUGCAUUACAGUCAUUUAGCAGACGCUUUUAUCCAAAGCGACUUACAAUUGCAUUGAUUCCAUUCCAGUGCAUUUGAAUGCAAUACAUUAUAAAGUAUAAGACAAAGUGGAAAUAUGUCACAAAAUGUACCUUGUGCAACUGAAAUGAAGGCACUGUAGCUAUGUGCCACCAGCAAUAAACUUGUCAAAAUCAUGUUUGAAAAAGCGGACUUGUUCUGUGUACAGUUUCCUCAGGCACCAUCCAACAGCAACAUUUAACACAUUAAUAACACCAAGCAGCACAGUUUGACGUGAUAUCCACGCCUCAGCACAUCCGACAUUAGAUGUCUUUCAUCCUCAGGCACUCACAUAGUGGCAU